ACACAAAAAACAAACUCUUAAAACAAAAACCCAUUCCCAUAUUACCAAAUACCAAAAUACAAUAUUACAUUAAAAUUCACUUUUCAAUUCCAAUUCCCAAAUAAUUCCAUUCCCUCCGCCGCCUCCUCCCUUCACCUCCUUCCCGCCGGCGACUAUGCAGCCCUGUAGCAGAGAAAUGCAAACCCUCAACUCUCUCUUAAGCCACUCCCAAAUCUCCCUCCAAGACCUCCACGCCGACCCCCACCACCACAACGCCCACCAUUUGAAUCCACCACCACCACAGAUCCCACCGUCUCACCUCCAUCAUUUCGAUCCCUCCGCCGCCGCCGCCUCCCACGACGACUUCCUCGAGCAAAUGCUCAACACAAUCCCUUCCUGUUCUUGGCCUGACCUCAACCCUUCUUCAAACCCUAAAUCCCCUUGGGAUCUUAACCCCAUCAAUAAACCUUCCAGAGAUAUCUCCGACGAUCCUCACCAGAAUCACAUCACUGCCACUUCUCCCGCAGCCAAAGCCGCCGUUAUGCUCCAACAACAGCUUCUCUUGUCCAGAGGAAUCUCCGGUUCUGCCGGAAAUGGCGUCGCGGACCAUGGCCUCCCUCCUAUGCCUCUCUCCCUUGGAAAUGCCGACUUGGACCGCUCCCAAAACGACGUCGUCGAUGGAUCCUGCUUCCGUCCACCGAACUCGGGAGGUUCUCUUCAAUCGCAUAGUUUCGGAGCUCCGGGAAACGUUAUGAAUCAAACUCCGGGAGGUGGGUCUGCCGGAGUUUCUCAAUCUCAGCCGAAACAGAAGGUCAGAGCUCGCAGAGGCCAAGCCACUGACCCCCACAGUAUCGCCGAAAGGCUUCGAAGAGAGAGAAUUGCAGAGAGAAUGAAAGCCCUGCAAGAACUCGUUCCCAAUGCAAACAAGACAGAUAAAGCUUCAAUGCUUGAUGAGAUCAUCGACUACGUUAAAUUUCUCCAGCUCCAAGUCAAGGUACUGAGCAUGAGCAGGUUGGGGGGUGCAGCUGCUGUGGCUCCUCUCGUCGCUGACGUCUCCUCUGAGGGGGGCGGUGAGUGUAUGCAAGGGAGUGGGGCCCAAACUAGCCGGAAUUCAAACAAUGGCAACGGCGGAAACCAAACGGCGUCGUCGAACGACAGCAUGACGGUGACGGAGCAGCAAGUGGCGAAGCUGAUGGAGAAAGAUAUGGGAUCGGCGAUGCAGUAUUUGCAAGGGAAAGGGCUCUGUCUUAUGCCGAUCUCUCUGGCCACGGCUAUAUCAACGUCCACGUGUCACUCCAGGAACCCUUUGAUCAACAGCGGCGGUAGUAGUCAGCUUCCGGUGAUGGCAUCGAACGGCGAAGGGCCAUCGUCGCCGAGUAUGUCGGUGCUGACUGUGCAGUCGACGAGUAUGGGGAAUGGCUCCGUUAAAGACGCCGCCUCCGUAUCAAAGCCGUGAAGACGGCGGCGCGUGGUGGAUUGACUUUUUGUUUAAAAAGAAAAGAAAAGAAAAAGGAGUCAACCAUUGUAGAAGUCUACGAAACUAAGGCAGUCUUAUAAUACGGCGCCGUAUUCUCGUGGACUUCUAUUUGGCCUACAAACCCUAACCUAAAAGCAAAAACCCUAAAAAGGCAAAGGCACCUCCUUCUGACAUCAAAAGCCUUUUUUCUUUUUUUCUUUUUUUCUUUUUUGCUUUUUAUGGGUUUAAUUAUAGCAAUUUUUGGUAAUUGCUUAAUUUUCUUAGCUUAACCAACCAACCCAUAUUUUCCUAUUUUUACAUUACAAAUGUCCUUUUUUUUUUUUUUCCUUUUAAUUUUAGUUCUCUUCUACUACUUGUACUUGACUCAAUGGUUUGUGUUCUAAUUCAGUAAUUAAUUACUAAUUUAACUA
Benincasa hispida (wax gourd) is the source of this 1866-nucleotide messenger RNA. RefSeq names its product bHLH transcription factor RHL1-like. Gene Ontology annotation, biological process: regulation of transcription by RNA polymerase II. Gene Ontology annotation, molecular function: protein dimerization activity; DNA-binding transcription factor activity, RNA polymerase II-specific; RNA polymerase II cis-regulatory region sequence-specific DNA binding. NCBI's taxonomy places the organism in Eukaryota, Viridiplantae, Streptophyta, Magnoliopsida, Cucurbitales, Cucurbitaceae. The record is from RefSeq and is a predicted model, not a curated record. Gene Ontology annotation, cellular component: nucleus.